AUGGAGACACAGAGUCCCAGCGGCGUCAGUUUCCGCAAGUUGGAUUCUGCGAAAUCAGAAAUCCGCCUCCUCGAACUCCAGGCGGCAGAAAACAUUGAGGAGCCACCAGUCUGUCGCAUCGUCAAUGUCGCACUCACGGAUAAGACGGAAUAUGUCGCCAUCUCAUGCCUGUCCGCGGAGACCGAACAGGAACCCGUCUUCAUCAAUAACAAGAGAAUAUUGGUCCCGGCGGCAUUGGGCCAGGUGUUGAGGCAUGUGCGGGCCGUGUUCCUCGACCCCACCGUACGGCUGGACCGCUCGCGCUCACCCGGCCAGGGCAAGGAGAAGAAGGGACCGCCCAGCUGGCUCGUCCAGGCAUUAAAACACGUCAAGUCCAUCUUUCCGGAAUCACCCAGAGGCAGAUUCGAUGAAGCUGGCGAAGGGCCCUUGCUGGUGUGGCUUGAGCCCUUUUGCGUCGACAGGCGCAACGCGCAAGAGACGGCCCAGCAGUUGACGCACAUGGCCAUGGUGUACCGGUCCGCGCAGAUCGUCGUCGGCUGGCUCGGACUCAAGACGGAGCUAACGGAUGUGGCACUGGACGUCUUACAGCAGGUGGAGGCCGUCUUCCCGCCUCAUUUCGGCGAGCCCGAGGACAAGCUUCUCCACCCAGAAAACUACUCGCCGCAACAUGAAUGGUUGCGCAAACUCGAACAUCUCUGGGAAUUUGGAACCGACGGAGUGUAUUAUUCUGCGCUCCAGGACUUUUCUGCCCGGCCACUAUUUCACCGCACCUGGCUUAUUGAUGAGAUCGCCACGGCACGGUACCCGGCAUUUCUUAUAGGUGACAGGAUAGUAUCGUGGAAACAAGUCAUUGUACUCAACCGCAUGCUGGAAGAAAUCAGCAACGAGUCGGCCGUCUUCCCAGCCGGCCUGCGCCCAGUCGCCCAGUCAUGGCCACUCGGCACCAUUUACACCAUGUUAAAACACUACGAGGAGAGGAAACGGAAAGAAAACCAAGAGGACCAGAGAAAUAGUGCUCUAAAGCAGUACGAGAGGAGGAAGCGCAAUGAACAGGCGGCUCAAGUAGCAGGAGCCGGCGCCCUGGCCUACAGCGAGAUGAAAGAAAAAGCUAGAAAGGGAUCAGUAGCCGCGUCCAGUUCCGACGCAGGGUCAUGA
Messenger RNA from Pestalotiopsis fici W106-1, 1155 nucleotides. RefSeq lists its product as uncharacterized. NCBI's taxonomy places the organism in Eukaryota, Fungi, Ascomycota, Sordariomycetes, Amphisphaeriales, Sporocadaceae. The transcript has a single exon. The coding region runs from base 1 to 1155 and encodes 384 amino acids. The record is from RefSeq and is a predicted model, not a curated record.